AUGUCGCUCGAGAACGCAGACGCGCUAUCGAGUCCGUCUGAAAGCCCGCUUCCGCCAGCGAUUCUGCGGUCCUUGGGCGAUCGUUCAUAUGAUAAACGGAAAAACGCUGCGCUUGAAAUAGAAGCCCUGAUAAAGGCGCUUCAAGAGAACAAUGAUACCGAUCGCAUCUGUUCUGUGAUCGCAAUGUUAGGCCAGGAUUUUGCGACUUCCACCAACGCAAACCAUCGAAAAGGAGGUUUGAUCGGACUCGCAGCUACGGCUAUAGGUCUCAUGCAUGACAUACGUUUGUAUCUUGAUGCUCUUCUCCCACCUGUGUUACAUUGCUUGGACGAUCCAGAAAGCCGCGUGAGGUAUUACUCUUGCGAAUCUCUAUAUAACAUUGCCAAGGUAGCACGAGGACACAUUUUGAGGUACUUCAACCAAAUUUUUGAUGGGUUAUGCAAGCUGUUUGCCGAUGUGGAUAUUGAUGUAAAGAAUGGUGCGAAUCUACUGGACAGACUCAUCAAGGAUGUCGUCACUGAAUCCGAAUCGUUUGAUGUGGAACGAUUUAUACCCUUGCUCCAGAAAUACAUCCGGAGAUCAAAUCCAUACAUACGUCAACUUCUCGUUGGUUGGAUUACAGUGUUAGACUCAGUGCCAGAUAUCAAUAUGCUCGAUUGGCUGCCCGACUUUUUGGACGGCCUAUUUAAUAUGCUUUCUGAUUCGAACAGAGAGAUUCGCCAAGCUGCAGACUCUGCCAUUGCUGGUUUCCUAAAUGAAAUUAAAAAAUCACCAUUAAUCAAUGUCACAACAAAGAACGUUUUAACCGUCUCACGGCCAUUACCUGGCUGA
This is a messenger RNA of Aureococcus anophagefferens, 831 nucleotides long. RefSeq lists its product as hypothetical. The record is from RefSeq and is a predicted model, not a curated record. Gene Ontology annotation, cellular component: endosome membrane; PAS complex. Lineage: Eukaryota; Pelagophyceae; Pelagomonadales; Pelagomonadaceae. The transcript has 3 exons. Bases 1 to 831 code for a protein of 276 amino acids. Gene Ontology annotation, biological process: positive regulation of kinase activity; phosphatidylinositol biosynthetic process.